This is a messenger RNA of Caretta caretta (loggerhead turtle), 2134 nucleotides long. It is a transcript of the gene C4H2orf81, whose product is annotated as chromosome 4 C2orf81 homolog. Lineage: Eukaryota; Metazoa; Chordata; Testudines; Cheloniidae. The record is from RefSeq and is a predicted model, not a curated record.
UUGGUGACGGGGACGCAGGCAGCGGAAGGGGGGCAGGGGCUGCGGGGGCUCCAGCCGGCUCGAAAAUGACGUCCCGGGACCGUGUGCCUCUCUCCAAGUCGCGGGCGGAGAAGUCACGCCCCCCCACGGUACCCAUCCCUCAAGUGGAUAUCAUUCCAGGGCGCCUCUCUGAGUCGGAAUGGAUCUCCCUGGUCACCAUGGAGGAAGGAGAGGAUGGAGUGGGAGAUAUCCUGGCAGGGAUGAUAAACCAAGUGAUGGAUGAGUGCUAUAAAGUGUACCUGGCUCGGCAGUGCAUCCCAUUCACCGUCAGCCAGGCGCGGGAUGCCAUCCUGCAGAUUGCCGAAUGGCGCUUCCUGGCGCGGGAUGAGGGGGAGGCCACCGUGGAAGAAGAUGCCACCUGGCAGGAGGAGGAGGAGCCAGUGGCCUGUGUCACAGACUCGUGGGCACAAGGCUCAGUUCCCGUUAUGCGAACCAGUCUGACCCUGUUACCGCAGGGGAGAGAGGUGUCUUUGGACAAACUCCCCGAGGAAACACUUUCCCAUGAGGAGAUGCGGUUCUACACAGGAUCCCCCGAGGUGCCAGCAGGCACCCUGUCCGAACAGCCUUCUCAGGAGGAGGGGGUCAAGUCUGCAAAGUCAUCCAGGCCCCAGAAUCUGCUUUCCCAGCCAGCCCCAGCCCCAGCCCCACCCCCCUUGCCUAAGACCAGAAAAGCAUACAGGCCCUAUCGAGGACUGCUGCACUCAGCCAGCCUUAAGAAUAUGGCCAGGCCCCUACAGGAGACUGAGAAGGAGCUUCUCCGGCAGCAGCUCUCACAGACCCUGCCUGAGGAAUCACCACAGGAGGAUCUUUGCAGCCUUCACCAGCUCCUGCCCAUGUCCUGCAGCAACCUGCUGAAGAUCCAGACGGGCAGGCCCCCCAAGAUCAAGGAUGUGAUGUACAAUGAGUUUGGUACAGUCAUCGCCAUGCCCAAGCUGGACCCAGCCCGUCUACCCAAGUGCUGGAUCAAGCCCCAGGUGGAGGUGCUGGAUCCAGAUGUUGAGGCCAAGCGGCAGGAAGUUCUCAAAACUGUCUCCGGGCGUGGCCAGAGGAGUACGAAGUCCCAUCGCCAUGCAGCCCAAGGGCCAGGGGUGGGAGAGCUCAUUAGCACUAAGCUGCUCCAGGACACGGGGCCCAUGCGGAGUGGUGGGCUGGCCCAGGCUUUCUGUCAGAGCCACGCAGACAAGAGAGCACAGCAUUUGCCUUCCAAAGGGAAAAGCCUUGAACCCAGCAGCCAUGUCUACUGGAAGCCCAGCAACCUGCUGGACUCUAUUGAGCUGGCCCCAGGAGUGGCAAUCAGGGACAGCAGCAGUGUGAAGUGUGGGCCCCACCAUGGUGCACUCUAUGAAGAGGGAGGGGAAGGGGUCUUCCAAAGAAAGCUCAGGCUCAUCCGCCCCAGACUGCCCCUUCCCGCCGUUGCUGUGGAGCAGCUCAUCUGUGAUCACAUGCCCCAGGUCCAGCCAGCAGCUCUGCUCACAUCCCUCAUGUCAUCAGGGCCAGAGCACUUGUAAGUGCAGCAUGCUCCCUGCCCUCCCCUCUGGGACUGGGCUGGUGUGCCGUACCAUCGCAUGGCCUGUUACAGAACCCCAGCCUCUCCAGCCAGUGUGGUGUGCAGGGGUGUCUCGCUGCGUGGCUGUGGUAACCUGCUGGUGCGUGUGACGAGGGACCUGCCUGCGCUGACCUCCUCAUCUUCCCUGGCUCUUGGUAACAAUAAAUCCCAAGCACCCACAGCAUGAUUCACUUGCCUGCUUUGGUUCCACCUCCCUGCAGACCAGCCCCUCUGACCCAGGAGACCCCGCAGCAUCCGGGGGGACAGCCUGGGCCCCAAGGCUACAGGCCGCCUGGAUGCUAUUAAUUUACCUGCUAUAACCUCGCCCAGCUGCAGCAGGGAUGAUUGCUUAAUGAAAUCAUAGAAUCAUAGAAUAUCAGGGUUGGAAGGGACCCCAGAAGGUCAUCUAGUCCAACCCCCUGCUCGAAGCAGGACCAAUUCCCAGUUAAAUCAUCCCAGCCAGGGCUUUGUCAAGCCUGACCUUAAAAACCUCUAAGGAAGGAGAUUCUACCACCUCCCUAGGUAACGCAUUCCAGUGUUUCACCACCC